Messenger RNA from Hevea brasiliensis (rubber tree), 930 nucleotides. RefSeq names its product protein yippee-like At5g53940. Bases 243 to 626 code for a protein of 127 amino acids. The record is from RefSeq and is a predicted model, not a curated record. NCBI's taxonomy places the organism in Eukaryota, Viridiplantae, Streptophyta, Magnoliopsida, Malpighiales, Euphorbiaceae. The transcript is spliced from 5 exons. Gene Ontology annotation, cellular component: ubiquitin ligase complex.
AAUUUCUGAGGAAUUUUCUUCCUUAUAUUCCCAUCAAGAAAACGUCGUUUAAAUAUAUCAUUAAAAGAAAAGGAGAAAAAAAUAUGGAAUCAGAUAGAAUAUUCUGUGGUGGUUAGCCAGUAGCCAGUUGCCAUAUGGCAUUUGUUGAUUGUUUAGGCCCUCGGUCGUCUCAUUCCUCAAGUAAACUAUUGAGUUUGAUUUGGGUGGGCAUGCGAGGGCACAGGUAGGAGUUGUAGGAACUCAUGGGGAGAAUUUUUCUGGUGGAUUUAGAAGGCAGGUGUUACCGGUGCAGAUUCUGUGACACCCCUCUUGCUCUCGCCGACGAUGUUCUUUCUCGGACUUUUAAUUGUCGUAAAGGGAGGGCAUAUCUGUUCAACAAUGUGGUGAACAUAAUGGUUGGGGUGGUGGAAGAAAGGUCAAUGCUUUCCGGCUUUCAUACUGUGGAAGAUAUAUUCUGUUGUUGCUGUGGACAACUGCUUGGGUGGAAAUAUGUGGCAGCGCAUGACAAAGGCCAAAAGUACAAGGAAGGAAAGUUUGUUCUUGAAAGAUGGAGGAUAGCUGGGGAGGUGACUGAGGAAUUCAAUUUGGAUGCUCGACUUGGAUCAAGUGAUGGUGAGAGUCAUUAGGAAUUUGAUGCAACUUUGUGAAAUGAAUGGUGAAAAAUGACAGCAUACAACUUUUAGUUCAUAAAUAAGAGUUUUAGAAGCUAUAAACUAGAGACCUUUUUUAAAUCUCUGUAAAAAGCGCUGGUUUGGAGGAGUUGAGGUGUUGCAUCUAAGUUUUUGAUUAUAGGCAUAUGAUGUCCCCUAUGCACAUCAAACCUUGAUUGCUGCAUUCAGAUGUGAAUCCAUACAAUUAUUUGGAAUGGAUUAAAACCCGGAAAUACCAAUUUCUUUAUUGUUGUAAUGAUAUUUGUUAUUGGAUACAUAA